Messenger RNA from Quercus robur (English oak), 1680 nucleotides. Its product is annotated as serine/threonine-protein kinase ZRK1-like. The coding region runs from base 303 to 1331 and encodes 342 amino acids. Gene Ontology annotation, cellular component: plasma membrane. NCBI's taxonomy places the organism in Eukaryota, Viridiplantae, Streptophyta, Magnoliopsida, Fagales, Fagaceae. The transcript is spliced from 2 exons. Gene Ontology annotation, molecular function: protein serine/threonine kinase activity; ATP binding. Gene Ontology annotation, biological process: cell surface receptor signaling pathway; protein phosphorylation. The record is from RefSeq and is a predicted model, not a curated record.
CCUGAACUAACUUAAAUUAUAAAUAGAACAGAAUAAUGCCUAUUCCCUCUACAGCACUAUUCUAAAAAUUCCCUGUGAGCACUGAGCAGAGCAGGCACAAAAAGCUAUGUGAGCCAAGUUUGACUAUGUUUUGUUGAUCGGCUAUUCAGGAAAGCCCCCACUUACUUUCCCUGAAACUUCCCUGAAAUUACUUCAAUACUUCAUGAAUUAUAAGCUCAUUGAGCCUCCCUCCCUCUACACCACUAUUCUAAAAAAUCCCAGUGAUCAGAGAAGAGCAGAGAGCAAGGUUCCACAUUCAAGCUAUGCAGAGUAGGUUGAGAGAUCAUUUCUUUAAUAGAAGAAGAAAGCAAAGGAAACAAAGAGAGAGAGCAUUUGUUGAGAAUGGAGGCAAGUUACUUGAGAAGCUGAUUGUCUGUUGCAAUGGAAAGCCUAUUCCCAUCCGUACCUUCUCCGCUCAACAGCUCCGCCAAGCGACCAACAACUAUUCUGAACAUCUGGGAAAGUAUUGGUACAAGGGUUCUUUUGAAGGACGAAUUAUUCUCACUAGGCAUUCUUCAGACUAUUUAGCCAUCAAUGAUUUAGCGAUUUCUGCACAAAUGAGUGCUCACAGCAAUGUAUUAAAGCCCAUAGGGUGUUGUCUUGAGACUCCAUUUCCCAUUUUUGUGUAUGAAUUUGCGGCCAAUGGUUUCCUUGCUGAUCGAAUUUAUGUCUCCCUUGUUACUAAACGACAACAUCAGCCGAUGGUGUGGGAGAGAAGGUUAAAGAUUGCAAGGCAGAUUGCUCAUGCAAUUUCUUAUCUCCAUACUGCCUUCCAAAGACCUGUCAUUUACAUGGCUAUAGAUAUGGAAAAUAUCUUCUUAGAUGAGCAUGAUGUUCCCAAAUUGUCCAACUUUUUAGUUUCCGUAUCAAUUCCCGAAGGUGAAACUGAUGUGGAAGUUUAUCACGGCUUUCGGAAUUUAAGGUUCUGCUCCCCUGAGCUUAAAACAACAGGCAAGGUAAAUGAGAAAUCUGACGUAUAUAGUUUUGGUUGGUUUCUUCUAGAACUUUUAACUGGAGAGGAUUCUUAUAAUAUUACCCGAUUGACAAUUGAUGAAGAUUCUACCUUAGUAGCAUACACACAUGACCGUGCUCAAAGUAGUUCCAUAAACGAGAUUGUGGAUCCUACAAUCUUGGCAGAAGACGGGGAAGGAGGUGCUACUUUAGAGCAGCAAUUGCAAGCUUUCCUGGAUCUUGCCUCAUCAUGUACAGAGGAAGACCCACAAAGAAGGCCAACUAUGGUGGAUGUCACCAAACAACUCAGGCGAAUUGAGAGGUUCACACAGACUGGGUGAAGAGCAUUUGGGAAAUUUGCAGAAUUUAAAACUUCAUGAGAGUUUUGAAGAGCAUCCUUCUGCAUCAUUCAAGAGGAAUGUUUCUAAUGAUGAAAGCCAAGCAGUAAAGGAAGUCUCUGAAAGGCCUCUUGAAGCUUAAUAGUGAUGCAACUGAAUGAUGACAAAGCUUGUAUAGCUUUUCAAUCCGUGAUUGGGAAGGUAAUAUAAAAGUUAGGUGGGUCACCAAUAGCAGUAGUAGCUCAGGCUAACUUUUUGGGCAUUUAGAUUUCUAAAGAGAUGAAAUUGUAUUGAUGAAUAUGUAUAUUGUAUUAAUGCUAUAAGAACUGGAGAAUAGAUUGGUAUUGGCAAA